AUGUUUGAUGUUUACGGCUUUGAAAAGCGUUCAUUAGCGAAUUAUCUUUUCAUCAUCCCUGACUCACUCAAUUGUUUAAGCACUGAAGCAAUCUUCAACCGACAGUUAAGGGAAAGAAAAAUGUUUCCAAAAACAGGAGAAAAUAUCAACAGCAGCAGCAGACAAGCUCAGGAAUUUAAUAUUAAAACAUCAUAA
Molecule: messenger RNA, 195 nt
Organism: Clunio marinus
Lineage: Eukaryota; Metazoa; Arthropoda; Insecta; Diptera; Chironomidae
Source: the annotation of a GenBank genome assembly